ACGCAACGCAUAUCAAGCAUUUCGCCCGAUAAGAAUCAGCCGUGGCUCAUGGCCCAUGGCACGAUGACCUUGGCGGGGUACGGGCUAGCGACAGGGCAGCAUUUGUACAUGUACGGAGUACAUGCAGAUGCACUAGGCGGGAUGAUGCGAUUGGGCUUUGUGUUCUGCGCCGCCCCUGGUUUUUGGUUUUUAGCCGAGGGGCCACAUCCAGUUCCAAGAGUUCGUCAUUGUCCUACCUAAAAUAAGAGGCCAAGGGAGAAAAAAAAACCAGAGAAAAAAAACCAGAGAAAAAAGUGAAAAGAAGUCAAAUAUAUCAAGAUAUGAUGCCCUAUCUAUCGUGGGACAUUCUAUGAAGCUGAGGAAGCAAAAAAAAAAAAAAAAAAAAAAAAAAAAAAAAAACCAAAACUUACUCUACCCUCCUCCACAAAAUUUUCCCCAGGCAUUACCAUGCGACGGCAGCAUACAAGUCGUUGCUGAGUAGCAGUGCUAGUGGCCUGCGGGCCCGAUCAUAUUCUUCGCCAAGGCUGCGCGAAUGACAAUUGCAUCGGGGAGCUUGCGAAGUUUGCAGGAAAACUUCUGCGACUCGACCAAACGGUUAUUGGUAGGCAUGCUGAUGUUCCCUGGCUGAGUGAGAUAUUGCAGACCUCCCUGGUCUGUUUGCCAUUCAUUGUCGUGGGAGAAACCAAAAAUAAUGCAGGGGUGGGGCGAUGUUUUGAUCGAAUUUGCUAGCCUCGUCGAAUCCCUAGCUGGAUAUCCCAAAAUACAAACGGGGAAUGGUCGGGUACUGUACUUGUUUGUGCUGUUGUGUGGUUGCUCAUGGAAGCAUAUCCACCCGCAUAUCGGUGUCCGCUGUGAAAUCAAGGGGUUGUCUAGAAUCCUGGAGUUUCCGACUCGAUAUUGAUCACCAUUCCCGAAAUGUACUGUACCCGUACAUGUACGAGAGUUACAUACCUCAAGCGGUGGGCAACAAUUCACAAUAAAUAACAACCAUCCAAAAGCCUCCUCGCGGUCCGAUUUUCUCGGCCUGAUAUUCCAAAAUGCUUAUUUCUCCCCGAUGCCGUUUUUAGCGCGCUGUGGCAUAAGCUUUGGAGGGGCUCGCACUGCUCAAACCAAGCUGGCUACAGUGACUAGCGGAGAAGAUGGGGAAUGAACCUUGCAAGUGAGGCUGCUUGCCACAUUUUUAAGGGAAAGGGGAGGCCGAGGCAGGUUGAAACAUAGCGCUUGCAGGGAGGGCUGGGGGAAGUGGAAGACACGCGGCUAUUCGUUGUUUAAUUUCAUUCCAAGAAAUCCCAGCCGACCUGAUCCAACCCAUACUCGCGGCAUUGCCUCUUACAGAUGCAAAGUUGGUGGGUUUCCUGCACUAUUAAAUUUGGACAAAGGCCGUCCCAAGGUGUGGCUUGGGCGAUUGUUGCUCAUUGUCGGCCACUAGGGUACAGGACGAGAACCGUUACAAACCAUUUCAUAAGACUGUAUUCGAUACAACCUGUUUACGUUCGGUUAGCUCAAUUGUCUUCUACGGACAGAUGGAUGAUACCCGGCUGGCAGCAUUGUGGGGUUCUUGUGGGAGGCUGUCUGGUUAUACUCAUGUGCAUGGGUUCCUGUAGUCGCUUUCAUUCAGAAAAUUGAGAUGUAGACAUGCACAUGAAAUCUCAGCCGGGGGAAACUAGAAGAGCCGUAUUUCCCUCUCCGUUUCAUAGUAUAUCCCGGGCAACCUUGAUCAUACCACGGACUUGCGUCCUAAACAAACGUCCAAGUCAGGGUUUAGACACUGUGCUGUGGUCCAAGACUCCCAAGAGGGACGGGAUGAAGCUUGAUGAUACACCCGACCAAGCUCCAGCUUCUUGAUGAGCCGUCUAAGUGCAACCUGCGUAGUUGCCCAUGAUUGUCCUCCAUGUUCUCCUGUCGGCGCGCCUAACCUUAUGGAAGCAUUCGAGAAGGAGAAAAGACGCUAGAGCGUUUUAGUAGCGCGCCACCCUAUCCCCUCGUCUGGGAGCGUUACUCCACACUCCCCGCAGUUUCUGCGGGAUCUAGCACAACCAUCGAAUCAUGGCAUCUGUUAGACCGGUCACGUGUCCCACAUUAUACAAUAAUGUUGAUCCUCCUCCAGGUUAUGAGACCCUUGUUGCUAUCCAUUCUAAAGCAUUGCCAAACACGCUAUUCUGCUCUUCCUCAAGCCUAGAGGUUGGUUCUGUGAGUCCUACAAUAGUGGAAAGUCCGCAGCAGAGGCACCAGAAAGACCUUGAACGUGAGGCAUUGAAAGUCCUCAAAGAUGAGGCAAUUGGAAGUCCUCUAACAGAGACACCUGAUUCCCAUGACCAAGGGAAAUCAGCCACGAUGGCUAGAUCAAAAGAGUCAAGAAAAAUCAUUGUCUGAAUUCUCUAGUUGGGGAUACUCAUUGUUCAGAGUCUCUAAUUGAGAUAACUGCUGUUCAGAAUCACUAGCUGGGGUAAUAAAUAUCAUUGUCAAAGUUCAUUGUCAUCACACUCUCUAGCUGAGGUGAUCAUUACCUGAAGCUCCUAGUUGGAGCAAGAAAAAUUGUCAAAUUCGGAUUCUCGAGUUGAGAAUACCUGUUGUUUGAAGCCCCUAGUUGAGGUAAUACUACUAUUGUCAAGUUCAUUGCUAUUCUACAUUCUCUAUAUAGAAUGGGGGGAAGCUCCUAAGUUGGAGCAAAUGAUUUCAGAGUUCAGGGUUGUUGUAAUGGAAAUACAGAGAUGGGGGGAACAUUCGUGUGCUGUGCAUUGAAUUUUACAAUUACUGCUGUACAGGCGCCUAUUCCUCCUAAUCAGGAAACUAGAGUCUGAAUCUUGUAAUUAAUCGCUAGCUAGAUUAUAAGACAAUAACAUUGAUCCUCCUACAAUAUUCGCUGUGUAAAAGGUAUUUUUUGUAAUAUCCCGAGUGAUUUGUGGCUGGAACUUUUCAGAGAGAGUUUC
This is a messenger RNA of Blastomyces dermatitidis ER-3, 2930 nucleotides long. RefSeq lists its product as uncharacterized. The coding region runs from base 2047 to 2373 and encodes 108 amino acids. Lineage: Eukaryota; Fungi; Ascomycota; Eurotiomycetes; Onygenales; Ajellomycetaceae. The record is from RefSeq and is a predicted model, not a curated record. The transcript is spliced from 2 exons.